UUUUAAGUUCUAAAGAAAUCAAGUAAAAAUAAACUGCAUAAAAAGCAAAUUUAAAAAAAAGUGAAAAAGAAUAAGUUUCAUAGCGUAUUGUUACGCAGUAGUUUGACCAUAGAGAUCGGUUUCUUAAAUUUAGAAGCAAAUGGUUUGAAUAUCGUGUAAUUUCUAGUUCUGGAAAAGAUUAAACAACCGUCAAUUAUAAAACUCUGUUUUAAUUACAAACAUAUAUAGAAAGAUUUUUAACUUUAUUUCAAUAUAUUAUUUAUGUACAUUACACAAUGAUAUUUUGAGUAUUUAAUUUUUUUGAUGAACUAAAGAUUAAAUGAGCAAAAUUUGAGUACGUAAAAAUGCUUUCGAAAGAACAACUUCUUAAAAACAUAAAUGACAAUUCUAUACUUGAUCUAGAAAUAGGAAUUCACACAAAAAAAAAAGUUUUAAAAGUUGAUAUAAGUAAAAUACGAGAAGAAAUAGAAAAAAUAACAGCAUCAGAAGAAAGCGAAACAAAUAAAAUUACUCAUCUAAAAAAAUUAGAGAAAGAACAAUAUAAACCUUUGAUCCAUGAACUAGCUUACAAGAAGUCAGUAGAAGAACUGAAAGAUUUGAUAAUAGUUUUGAACGAUCUAGGCUAUUUAACCAGCAAACUAGGAGAGCUAAGUCGAGAUCUGAAGUAUUACACUGAGGCAGCGGUAUUUUAUCAUUACAUAAUUGCAAUACUGACGGAAAAAUUCAACGAAAGUGUAAUAAAUGUAGAAGCUAAAAAUGAAUUUAUUAUUUCAAACUAUAUAAAUCCAGAGAAUCAAUUAGUUCAUUUACAGAACCUAAUAUUUUCAGUGAUUGGUGGAGACCAAAAUAAUAUUCCUAUAGUGCACGAGGAAGCAAAAAUAAAUAAAAAUUUACUACUAAUAUUGCGAAACGAAACCACUGAAGUGCUAAAAGAAGUAGAAUCUUAUCGAAAACAAAUUAAUGUUAACGAUCAAAAAGAGAAACAAAAAAAUCAAGAACUUUACGUAAAUGCAGCAAAAAAUUGGUUUGAAAAAAUAGCUGAUCGAAUGAAAAAGUUUCUGGCUAAGUUAUAUGAUGAUAGUGUAAAACAAAUAGCUAUAAAUGCACCUUGCAAAUUUGCAGUAAUAGGGCUUGGUUCAAUGGCACUAAAACAAAUGACCCCUUAUUCAGAUUUAGAGUUUGCUAUUUUGACUCAGAAUAGCAAUUAUAAAAAAAGCGAUGAUCCCAAAAUUAAAAGCUAUUUUAAGAACUUAAGCCAUUUAGUGAACUUCAAAAUAAUCAAUUUAGGAGAAAGUAUUAUUCCAACUAGUAAAUAUCUCUUAGAUAUGAGUCAUUUAGUACCCGUAGCAGUUAAUUUUGAUUUAGGAGGUAAAACGCCUCUUGGAAGAAUUGAAAAGGAUAAAAAAUAUGAACUAAUACAAACAAUGCACGGGAUGCUGAGUUUUGUAUAUAAUGAAAAUAACUGGGCGAGUCAUAUUGAUAAGAACUUGCCAUAUAUAUUACAAAAUGUGUGUUAUGUGUAUGGAGAUGAUGAACUUGUAAAAGAUUAUAAAAAUAAAGUUACAAACUUUUUGCUAAGUACUAGUUAUGAAGAAAACCAAAAGCUCAGAUUAAACUGCGAAAUAAGAGCCUUUAAAAUACUACAAGAAGGAAUAGUAGAAAUUAAUUAUCUUCAUUCAACGUCGACUCUGCAACGGAAAGAAACUUUUUUUAAAGGCGAUAUACAUAAAUUAGAGCCCGAAUUAUUUUAUACUGAAGGUCGCUUUUUCCAAGUUAAGCAAGAAAUUUACCGAUUACCUGAUCGUAUGGUAUACAACCUUGCUUUGUAUUUUGGUAUUGAAGGAGAAAGUGCUUGGGAUUUAGUAGAUAAAUUGGAAAACAAAGGAAUAAUAAAUUCACAGGCAGCACUUAAUCUUAAAAAUGCUAUAACAUUUGCCACUAUAAUUAGACUAAAAACCUAUUCUCACCAUAAAGCACAGAAAGAAGAUAUGUCAAUAUUUGUAAGACCAGUUGCAACUGAGUAUGAGAUAAAAAAACGAGCUACACAAGUAUUCUAUUUAUCUGAAGCAGACUUACAAGAACAAGGAGGAUUAUUUCAGUAUUUCUAUACGGCAUUACCUUUACAUGAUAGAUUAAAAUGUUUCUGUGACCAAUAUCAAUCUUUAGAUACAAGCAUACAAAUAUUUUUUAAGGACAGUAAGUUUUAUAAUGAUGAUUAUGCUACUAAAGGUUUUAUUCAUUAUAGAUUAGCGCAAUAUAAGGAGGCUCAAAGCAAUUUAGAAAAAGCCUUGGAGGAUGAAACUAAUAAAGACAACUUAAAGAUAAAAAAUUAUUUGGGAAACAUAUCUUUAAAAAUUGGCGAAAACGAUAAGGCUACUCAGUAUUACAUAGAUUGUUUAAACGUUACAAAAAAAAUUUACACAGAUGAACGUCACCCAAGUGUUGCUGAUUGUCUAAAUAACCUUGGAACAGCUCAUAAUGCUAAAGGACAGUAUAAUGACGCAGUUGAAUGCAACAAAAAAAGUUUAAAGAUAUACAAAUUUAUCUAUCAAAAUGAGCCUCACUCAAGUAUUGCUAAUUCCUUAAAUAAUCUUGGAGAAGUUUUUAGACACCAAGGUCAAUAUGAAAAAGCAAUAAAAAAGUUUAAAAAAAGCAUAGGUAUAAAAAAACUUUUUUACCAACGUGAACCUCAUUCAGAUAUUGCUUCUACUUACAAUAAUCUAGGAUUAGUUUAUAGCGUUAACGGACAAUAUGAUCUUGCUAUUAAGUGCUACGAGAAGAGUAAAAAGAUUUACCAGUUAGUAUACAAGAAUGAACCUCACCCUUAUGUUGCUGAUGUUUUGAAUAAUCUAGGCAUAAUUUAUAAGAGUAAUUUACAAUAUGAUCAAGCAAUUUUCUUUUACGGAGAAAGCCUAAAUAUUUACAAAAUAUUUUAUCAAAAUGACCUGAACCCAAGUGUUGCUGACUCUUAUAAUAACUUAGGGUUAGUUUACAUGGCCAAAGAUGAAAAUGAUACAGCGCUUAAAUACUGCAAUCUUAGUUUUGAGAUUUACAAUCAUAUCUAUCAAAAUAAACCACACCCAGAUAUUGCAUGGUCUUUAAAUAAUCUUGGAUUAGUUUAUUGUGCUAAAAAGCAAUAUGAUAAAGCAAUUAACUACUAUAAGGCAAGCAUGAAAAUGAAAAAACAUGUCUACCAAGAUAGAAAUCACCCAAGUAUUGCUAAUUCUUUAAAUAAUCUAGGAUUAGUGUAUGCAGACAAAGGCCAAUAUAGUAAAGCUAUAGAGUACCAUAAAAAGAGCCUAAAUAUGAGAAAACUCAUCUUCCAAGUUGAAUCUCACCCAGAUAUUUCUGUUUCGUUGAAUAACAUUGGAUUAGUUUAUACUGAUAAGGGGAAAUAUGAUUCUGCAAUUAACUACUUUAAGGAAAGUCUUAAGAUGAAAACGUUUAUUUACCAAAAUCGACCUCACCUUAGUAUUGUCCAAUCUUUGAAUGGUCUAGGAUUAGCCUACUCUAAAAUAGGACAGUAUAUUACUGCAGCUAAACACUUAAAGGAAAGUCUAAAGAUACAAAAAUGCAUGUUACAAAAUCAACCUUGUGUUGCUGAAUCAUUAAACAACCUUGGGAAUGUCUAUAGACUUCAAGGAAAAUAUAAUCAGGCAAUUAAAAAGUAUGAAGAAAGUUUAGAGAUGCUUAGAAUCAUUUACAAAGAGGCAGAUCACCCUAUUAUUGCUUGUUCUUUAAAUAAUUUAGGAUUAGUUUAUGCUGAUAAAAAGGAAUACAACCUAGCAAUUGAUUAUUAUAAAAAGAGCAUAAAGAUGGAAAAAAGAAUUAAAAGUAUGCGAUCUGACUUGAAUAUUUCGGGUUCUUUAUAUAAUAUAGGGUUAACAUACCUUGAUAAAGAACAAUAUGAUCGGGCAAAUAACUAUCACGAGAAAAGCUUAAAGAUGAAAAAACUAAUUUAUAAAGGUGAAUCUCACAAAGAUGUUGCUAGUUUUUUAAAUAAUCUAGGGAAAGUUUAUCGAAAAAGAGGACAAUAUAACCUAGCAAUUAGCUACUAUAAGGAGUGUCUAAAAAUAAACAAAGAAAUAUACAAAAAUAAACAGCACUCUAAUAUUGCUAAUUCUUUAAAAAAGUUAUGGAAGUUAUGUAUACUUUUAGAACGGUUUGAUGAGGCAAUUUUCUACAUAGAGGAGAGCUUACAAGUUCAAAAACUUUUAUAUCAAGAUGAUCUUCAUUCUUGCAUUGCUGAUCUUUUAUAUAACUUAGGAGAUGUUUAUCAAAAAAAAGGAAAAUUUGAUCAAGCAAUUAAGUACUACAAUCAGAGCCUUAUAAUAAACAAACAACUCUACCAAGAUGAGCCUCAAGAAAUUGUUGCUAAUAUUUUUAAUAAUUUAGGAGCGGCUUAUUAUGCUAAUGAACAACAUGAGCGAGCAAUUGACUGCUAUGAUCAGAGUUUAAAGAUAAUAAAACAAAUUUACAAAGAUCAAGCCCUUGGUGUUGCUUUUUCCUUAAAUAAUCUAGGCGUUUCUUAUAAAGCUAAAGGAGAAUAUGAUCAAGCAAUUAAAAACUACAAGCAAAGCCUAAAUAUCUAUAAAUUCAUUUACCAAAAUGAAACUCAUAUUACUUUUGCUGAUACUUUACAUAAUCUUGGAUUAGUUUACGCUGAUCAAAAAGAACAUAAAUUGGCGAUUAACUAUUAUGAGGAAAGCCUAAAAAUGAAAAAUAUUAUUUACCAAGGUCAACCUCACCCUCGUAUUUCUUAUACUUUAAAUGAUCUAGGCUUAGCUUACUCUGAUAAAAUUCAAUAUGAUCAAGCGAUUAAAUAUCAUAGUCAAGCUUUGCAAAUGAUAUCAGAUUUUCAAAACCAUCCUUACACGGAGCUUUUUACAAAUAAUUUAAAAAACAAUGCUUAUUUAUUUGCCCAAAAAUAUUAUCUUUCACAACAAGAGGUUGUAAAUAAAGUUUUGUCUUUUACAUCAAACAAAUUAAAUUUUGUAGAUUUUAAAUUGCAUUUUCAAUUUGCGUCAUCACAUGAUAAUAAUAACAAAAGUGAAGAGCAUUUUUUAAAAAUAAUUGAAGAUUAUAAAUUAGCACUGAUAUUUCUUCCUAAAAACGAGUUAUCAACUAAAUUUGAAAUAUGCAAUAAACUUGCUGAAUUAACAACGGAUCAUUAUAAAAAUAUUGAAUUAUGGUUGGCUGUAGUUGAAGAUAAUGUUGAUGAAAUAAAUAAAUUAGCUGCAGACGGGACAAAUUUUGAUCAAGCACCAUUUUUACCUUCUACCCCAAUAGUAACAGCAGUAUUCAAAGGAAAUACUAAUAUGGUAUCAGCAUUAAUUUUAGGAAAGGUUGAUAUUAAUAAACCUAAUAAUAAUCAACACCAAGCAAGUCCAUUAAUAUGUUCUUUAGGAUAUUAUGGACAACCAAUAAAUAUGGAAAUAGUUGAAUUGUUAUUGGCAAAUGGAGCUGAUGUUAACAAACCAAUGUUCGAUGGUGAUACACCAAUGCAUUUAGCUCAUUGCGAAGGUAGCAAAGAAGCUAUAAAUUUGCUCCUGAAACACGGAGCUAAAAUUAAUGCACAAAAUGCCGAAGGUAAGACACCGUUACAUUGUUUGCUAGAAACAAAGUCCCUUAGUACGGUGACGAAGUUAGAAGUUAUAGCAGAAUUCGGCAAACUCUUCGAUACCACAAUUAGAAAAAACGAUGGAAAAACUGUAAUUGAAUAUGCUAAUGAGUACUGCCCUGAACUUACCGUUGAUAAUUCCCGUUUAUUGCAGUUGCUUAAAAUUGCUGAAGUUGUUGAUCAUGUUGAUUAAGUUAUGACUUACAUCAGCAUUAACGUAUUAAAACAAGAAAAAUGUUUACUUGAAGGUGAUUUUUUUGAAACAAAUAAAAACUCAUCAAGUGUUUAA
This is a messenger RNA of Hydra vulgaris (swiftwater hydra), 5909 nucleotides long. RefSeq lists its product as uncharacterized. Gene Ontology annotation, molecular function: protein binding. Gene Ontology annotation, cellular component: kinesin complex. NCBI's taxonomy places the organism in Eukaryota, Metazoa, Cnidaria, Hydrozoa, Anthoathecata, Hydridae. The record is from RefSeq and is a predicted model, not a curated record.